This is a messenger RNA of Armigeres subalbatus, 1479 nucleotides long. RefSeq lists its product as uncharacterized. The record is from RefSeq and is a predicted model, not a curated record. Gene Ontology annotation, molecular function: nucleic acid binding. NCBI's taxonomy places the organism in Eukaryota, Metazoa, Arthropoda, Insecta, Diptera, Culicidae. The transcript has 2 exons. Gene Ontology annotation, biological process: DNA integration. Bases 1 to 1479 code for a protein of 492 amino acids.
AUGGAGGAGAAACAUUUACUUUAUUUCAUUGAUACUGGGGCCAUUGAAAUCUGUUGGGACGAAAUUGAGCUAUACUCGGAUAACGACGACGAAUUGGCAAAAGUCAGAACUGCGAUUGAAACAGACCACUGGGAGACUGGUUUGAAAAAGUAUGAAUCUGAAGCAAAGGAACUGACAAUCAUGGGUAGUAUGCUGUACAAAGGAGAUAGAAUAGUUCUUCCUGAACAGUUAAGACUGAAAGCGAUCAAAUCUGCACAUCAAGGUCAUAUGGGAAUUGGAUCAACUAAAAGAAUACUAAGGCAGCAUUUCUGGUGGCCAGGAAUGAACAAAUCAGUUGAGGCCUUUAUCAAGAAAUGUGAGACAUGUCUGUUGCUUUCAAAGAAAAAUCCACCAAUUCCACUCAGCAGUAGAGAACUCCCAAAUGGCCCUUGGGAAAUACUUCAAAUAGAUUUUUUCUCUGAUAAAGAAUUUGGAUUUGGAGAAUUCCUGGUGGUAGUUGAUAUCUACUCAAGAUAUCUGCAUGUUAUGGAAAUGCGACACAUCGACACCGAAUCAACUAUCGCUGCAUUGAACAAAAUAUUCGCGGUUUGGGGCUACCCUCUAGUUCUACAAAGUGACAACGGUCCCCCGUUUCAAAGCGAUGCUUUCGUCAGGUCCUGGGAGAACAGGGGAAUAAAGGUUCGGAAAUCGAUUCCCCUAAGCCCGCAGUCUAAUGGAGCUGUUGAGCGUCAAAAUGAAGGGAUAAAGAAAGCAUUGGCAGCAUCCAGAUUAGAUAAUGCGAACUGGAAGACUGCUCUGAAUAAUUACGUUCAUAUGCAUAACAAAGUACGGCCAUUAACUAGGCUCGGGGUAACACCAUUCGAGCUACUAGUUGGCUGGAAGCAUCGGGGAUUUUUUCCAAGCCUGUGGAGAUCCGAUAGCCAACUAGAGGUGGAUCGUGAAGAAGUCAGAGAAAAUGAUGCACAUUCUAAGCUUGUAAGCAAGAAAUAUGCAGAUUUUCGUCGAGGAGCAAAGCAAUCUGAUCUUGUCGUCGGAGAUAAAGUUGUCCUGCUACAAUUGAAGCGAACAAAAUCAGACCCAACAUUCGGGGCCGAGAAGUUCACUGUUAUUGCCAGAGACGGGGCAAAGUUAAUUGUUAAAAGCGAUCGUGGGGUCGUGUAUUCUAGAAACGUAGCAGAUGCGAAACGGGCUAUCGAUGACGAAGGGUUUACACAACAGAAUCAAAGCCAUAUUCCAGAUGACGCGCAAACCUCAUCGACAAACUUUCCGUGGCAAAGUCCUGAAAUUCAACUUUUUGCGGAUCACCGAAAUUCAACAGAAUCAGAAGAAAACAAAGGUUCUGAAACAGAUAAAACCUCUGGAGCGCAAGGAUUGAAUAACCAGCUAGACCAUGACGAUUUCAUCCAUUCUCGUCCAAGUCGAAUCAAGAAAGUGCCCGAAAAGUUGAAGGAUAUGAUAUUAUUCAACGUAUAUCAAUAA